Molecule: messenger RNA, 2357 nt
Organism: Dunckerocampus dactyliophorus (ringed pipefish)
Lineage: Eukaryota; Metazoa; Chordata; Actinopteri; Syngnathiformes; Syngnathidae
Product: RNA-binding protein 4.1-like
Exons: 3
Coding region: 155-1288 (377 amino acids)
Biological process (GO): mRNA splicing, via spliceosome
Cellular component (GO): cytosol; nuclear speck
Molecular function (GO): mRNA binding; zinc ion binding
Source: RefSeq, a predicted model, not a curated record
AGGGGGCAGCAACGUGCCUUUAUGGCGUUGAGUCGGGCGAAUAUCCUCACAGAGGAAGACGCAGCCUCACGGUUCCAGUCGAGGCGCCAUUUCACUACUCAUUCAUUGGCGUCUAGGCCUGUUUCACUUUCACCGGUUCCACAGAGUGUCAGUCAUGGUGAAAAUCUUCAUCGGCAAUCUUGCCUGCGACACCAGUGCAGACGAGCUGCGACGCCUCUUUGAAAAGUAUGGCAAAGUCACAGAAUGUGACAGACUCAAAAACUUCGGCUUUGUGCACAUGAGUAGCUUGUCCGAGGCUGAAACGGCCAUUCGGAACCUCAACCAGCACCAGCUGAAUGGCUGGCGCAUGAAUGUGGAGCUGAGCAAAGGCAAGCCGAAGUCCAGCACCAAGCUGCACGUAGGCAACCUAGGGGAAGGGGUUACCACUGACAUUUUGCGGGCCAAGUUUGAAGAGUUUGGCUCUGUUGUGGAAUGUGAUGUAGUGAAGGACUAUGCCUUUGUUCACAUGGAGCGAAUGGAAGAUGCCAUGGAUGCCAUUAAUAAGAUGGACAACACUGCCUUCAAAGGCAAACUGAUGAGCGUACAACUGUCCACCAGUCGGCUUCGCACUGCCCCGGGAAUGGGAGAUCAUACCGGAUGCUUUGUCUGCGGGAAACAUGGUCACUGGUCGAAAGACUGUCCAGUCGAUCGCAACAAUAGCCACAAUGACGACAUGAGAGGUCACAAUGGCCGGGGCCCUCCACGCGGUCCCCCAGGUUACGGAAGGGGCGGCCACGGAAUGGCCGGCGCGCCAUCUGAUUACAUGCCUGGCUCUGCGUAUAGCCGGGCAAGUUAUGGCGCUGAGAUGCCGCCCCCUCCCCGGAGGCCUGGUGGCUCUGAGGUGGGGGAUCGGUACGGUGAGAGGUCAUCAGUUUACAACCGUGACCGUGCUUAUAGUGGUGUUGACUACUAUGAGAAGUACAGAGCUCGCCCUUUCGGCUCAAGCUAUUUCGAGGAUCGCCGCAUGUCCUAUAUCCCCCCUCCCCCUCCUCCUCCUCCUCCCCCCUCUACCCUCUCAAAGUUCUCGGGUAUGGAUCCGUACAACCGGCGCCCCCCGCCUCCUCCAGUGCCAUCCGCUUCCGCCGCGGCUUACUAUGCGAGAGAGCACAACCCAAUCAGCCGAGUACCCAUCUCCUCGGCCGGCUACGCCUAUGAGCGAAAACGUCUGUCGCCCGUGUCUGCGGCCAGGGGCCCGUAUCCGGUGCCACGGCCCAAGGAGCACUAUGUGCCACGCUACGCGCCUUACUAAAGCCCAAGGUAAGCAACAUGUGCUUGAAAAACUAAUGUUCUAAACAGCAGUACAAGCAUGUGAUCUUUCUUUUUAAGUUUGUAGGGACUACCAGACUUUUCCGUGGCGGUCAUUUCGUCAAGCUUCCUGACUCAUCAGUCCGCGUCGUUUUUGGAAAAUUCAGAAUGGAAAUUGUACCAACACCUGCAGCACCUCGAGUACCGUUUUUUUGUUGUUGUUGCAGAUUGUCAGCUCAGCUACAUUUAUACAUAUAGUUUUCAAUAAGAAUAUUGUCCACGAUCUUUUAUCUGUACAUUUCUGGCUUGGUUUGAGGCUGUUCAGCUCACUUUUAUCCAUGUCUUCUUUUUUUUUACGUUUUUGUUUUAUUUGUUUGAAGCAGCAUGAAAUCUACAUUUAUACAAGCAUCACCGCUAAAUGUUUCAAGAUGAAAAUUUACAUUUUAAUGGGUUAGUAAAAGCUCCUUGACUUGUUCUGUUUUGGUUGUAUAAAUGUGGCUGUAGAUUCAAACUUAUUUCAACGCGAUCUGUUUUUUUGGUUGUGUUUUUUGUUUUACAACUAGAAGUUAGUACAAAGUUGUUUUCCUAUUCUACUUUGUUCAUCAAGGAUUUAUUUUUUUCGAAGGGGCACAUGAUGGAAUGGACCGUGCCUCACUGAAUACCACUUAAAAUCAUCCCAUGCCAUCAAUUCUCCCUGAACUACAGUGAGGACAAUUUAGACAUUCCAGCCUCUCUCAUUUAUUAAUGUGUGUUGACAAAAUUAAAAUUUUAUAUCCCUUUUUUGAAGUGACAGUUGUUGAAAUAAAGUGUCAUUGAGUGACAGCCAGAUGUGUGUGAUACAUGUAGCAUGUUUACUUUUUUUCAAUUCACAAAUCUCAAUAUGUUGUCUUUGCAAGUACCAAUAAUUACAGGGAGCUGUGAUGAGGGACUCAGGGCUUGGAGGAAUAUCAAGGGGCACUUUUUGUUCCUAAGGUGUCAUUGUUUUGCAUAUAUUCUUGGUGGAUAUUUCAAUAUUGUAUUUUUUUAUACUAGCUGUAACAGUUACAAAGUAAGUGGGCACAUUUUGCAAUAAA